Molecule: messenger RNA, 8435 nt
Organism: Anopheles bellator
Lineage: Eukaryota; Metazoa; Arthropoda; Insecta; Diptera; Culicidae
Gene: cno
Product: afadin
Exons: 16
Coding region: 1-6441 (2146 amino acids)
Biological process (GO): regulation of protein localization; signal transduction
Cellular component (GO): adherens junction
Molecular function (GO): cell adhesion molecule binding
Source: RefSeq, a predicted model, not a curated record
AUGUCACUGAACGAGAAGCGAAUGUUUGAUCGCGAAACGCUGCGAUCCGUCAUCCAGCAAUGGAACACGGUUCGAUUGGACAUUUUCGCUCUCUCGGAGCCGAACGAGAACCUGGAAUUCCACGGGGUGAUGCGAUUUUACUUUCAAGACGAGGGCCAAAAGGUAGCAACGAAAUGUAUCCGCGUCGCUUCCGAUGCCACCGUGUCCGAUGUUAUCGAAACGUUAAUAGAAAAAUUCCGUCCCGAUAUGCGAAUGCUGUCCCUGCCGAACUACGCCCUGUACGUGGUGCACGCGAAUGGCGAAGAGCGAAAGCUGAACCCGGACGAGAAACCACUCCUGGUGCAGCUGAACUGGCACAAUGAUGACCGCGAAGGGCGGUUUUUGUUAAAGAACUGUGCCCAAAAAACAAACACUUUGGAUAGCAUCACAGAUCAGCAGAGCUUCAAGCGAAAGUUGUCGAAGCGGGAAAAGAAAGAGCAGAAGAAAAAGGAAAAACUGAGCAAACUGCAAUCUGGUGGGGGAAGCGGAGGAGCCGGUGGUCCCGACUCUGAGAAUCAUGUGGCCGAAAAGCUGUACACCGAGCUGCCAGAAACAUCAUUUACACGGUCGAUUUCCAAUCCGGAAGCGGUGAUGCGAAGGCGUCGACAGCAGAAGCUGGAAAAGAAGUUACAACAGUUCCGGUCCCGGGACGGUGGACCGGAUACUGGGGGAACACUGAAGAUUUACGGCGAAAGCUUAUGUCGGGACGUGCCGUACAAAACGUUACUCCUCUCGAUACGGGACUGCGCCCAGGCCGUCGUGCGGGAGAUGCUGGCGAAGUACGGUAUGGACAAGGUAGACCCGCUGCACUACUGUUUGGUCCAGGUGAACAGCGACGGAUCCGAGUAUAUUUUGGAUGAUGAUGAAUGUCCUCUCUCGAUACUGAUGAACCAUCCCACAUCCAGAGGUUCGAUAAUGUUUCACGUGCGUCGACGACCGGCGGAUUCGCAGCCGCGAAGACGGAAAAAGAAACCGCUCGGCGUGUCGAACGGUGGCAACAACAUCGGUGGCGACCGCGAAGGCCCGAUGUUGAUCGAGAUCACGCACAGCGGCGACGGCGGUCGACGUGUCAAGCUUGGCAGCGAACCGAUCGAGGUCGGCUCGGCCAACACCAACGCCCUGCAGCUGUUCGGUCCCUCCAUCCAAGCCCGCCACUGUCUGAUAUCCAUGCACGACGGUGUCUGCACCGUGACGCCCCUUCACGCCGAUGGCACGACGUUCGUCAAUGGACACCACAUUCAGCAACCAACGAUACUGCACAACGGAUCUGUGGUUAUGUUCGGCCGAGUAGCGUCUUACCGGUUCGUAGAUUCCCCCUCCGAUGGCCGCUACAACCUGGCACUGUCGCAAUCUCAACUUGAUUCGGCUUGUUUGUAUGAAAGUCGAUCGCCAACAUCUCCAACCUCUUGGAAUGAGGAUGAGUCCGACAGUCCGAUCAGCUCUACUCAGAUGAGCUCAAAGCUGGCUUCAGCAAGCGCUGGAAUAAGCUUUCUUGACGGGGGAGCGAGUGCUUCAAACAGUGGCGACACCCAACAACACUUGUUUGGCAAAACUGGUUCGUUCGAAAUGCAGUCAACUCCGGGGUCACAGCAUCCGCAACAAUCUCACCCACAUAUGCACCACCACCAUCCGGGCGGUCUCCUUGUGACGGCCAUCGAUGGUCCGGACCCAAUGGCGGGUGACGAGUCGAUCAGUAAAGCCCAUAAUCAGGAGCUCGCCGAGAACGACAACAUGCCCGGUGGCGGAGGAGCGGGUGCCGGUAACGUUGGUGAAACGGAAACAAAGUCAAUUUCGAGUUUUAAAUCAAUUGGAUCAACCAACGACAGGACCAGCACCUUCCCAAAGCUUCAACCGUCACACGCAGCAACUUCGAUAGCGGGAGAACCCGGUGGCCAGGAACCGAUUCUCCCGGCAGUACUCGAGUUUCCGGAGCAAAACCAGGAACCGUUCCUGCAGUCGGUCAUUAGCGAACUGGACGUCAACUCGCCCAACUUCAAGCUAGCUCCGGUCUAUACGCUCUACCUUUGUGCCAGAUACCGGGCAUCGACGCACUACCGUCCGGAUCUGCAGCCUACUGAACGGGCGCACAAACUAACCGUGUUCCUGCACCACGUCGCUAACCUGAUUCAGAACGUUGUCCAGGAACAAUAUACGGACGCCAAAAUACUCUCGUUCUGGAUGGCCAAUAGUUCCGAGUUUCUGCACUUCCUGAAGUCAGAUCGCCACAUUUCGGCGUUCAGUGUACAGGCGCAGGAGGUGCUGGCCGAGAGCGUGCAGACCGCUUUCCGCAAUCUUGUGUCGAUAUUUCACGUCGAACUGUCGCAAACGCUGAACCAGUUCCUGUCGGAAAACAUCGAUCACGAUUCUGCUGCCGGUCUGGUACUGUCGGUGCUCGGCUCAGCCAUGGCGCUACUUCGCCGGUGUCGCGUCAACGCGGCCCUAACCAUUCAGCUGUUCUCGCAAUUGUUCCACUACAUCAAUGUUGUCUGUUUUAAUAAGUUCGUUACGACCUCCCACAUGUGCACAAGUGCUUGGGGCAAAGCAUUGAGCGAACGGCUAUCGCUGUUGGAGCUCUGGGCCGAAAAGCAGGGUCUCGAGUUGGCGGCCGACUGCCAUUUGGCAAAAAUCAAUCAGUGCGCCCAGUUCCUACAGGCGCCUAAAACGUCCGUCUCCGAUGUGCAGCAGCUGGCGUGCUCCUGCUUCCGCCUGAAUUCUCUGCAAAUGGCUGCGCUCCUUUCACAGGAAACGAUUCCUCGAAACCUGAUUGACACUGCGGUGCGGAUGGCAGAAUCGGUUGCAGAUGAGCUAAGUCGUGCCGAUGGGCGCGAAAUACGACUGGAGGAAUCGCCCGAGCUGCCGUUGGCACUGCUUCUGCCCGACGAUGGUUUCAGCUGUGACGUAGUUCGUGGCAUACCGGCGGGCUUGGUGGAUUUCCUCAAUCCCUUCCAGAUGGCCGGCUGGUGUCGACUCGCAUCCCAACCAACCAGCAUUGGACUGUGGACGGUGUACAUGCACCAGUUCAAUCAAGGACGCUCCCCGAGCGUAAUGUCCAGCAAGUUGCCACAACCCGAGGUACAAAUCAUCAAACUCCACAAGAACGCGAACGGUAUGGGACUUUCGAUUGUAGCCGCCAAAGGGGCCGGCCAAGAGCGACUCGGUAUCUACAUCAAGUCGGUGGUUGGUGGUGGAGCAGCUGAUCUGGAUGGACGGCUGCAGGCAGGCGAUCAGCUACUCGAGGUCGACGGACAAAGUCUGAUCGGAAUAACACAGGAACGCGCUGCGGAUCAUCUCGUUCGCACGGGGCCAGUCGUCACGCUGAAGGUCGCAAAGCAAGGUGCCAUCUAUCACGGUUUAGCCACCCUCCUUCAGCAGCCCAGUCCCAUCAUACAGCGCGGUGGUCGAAGAAUGUCGGAACGCGACAUGACCCGGAUCGGUACCACCAGUAGCGGUGAUAUCAGCAAACCACCCGUACCUUCACCAUCCGCCGGACAGCAGCUUCUAAAUAGCAAAUCGGUCCCCGCACUGCACCAUGUUGGUAACAUAGGUUCUUCCGCCAAUAAAUCCCGUAGUAUACACAAUCUAGCCGGUGGUGGAGGCAUUGCAGGAGGAUCAGGAGUAGGUGGCAUCGCUACAUCGGCGACGGGUCAGGAUCAGGGAUUCUAUCAGAAUCUCAGCGUGUACCGAGCACAAAAUCAAAGCCAUCCGAAUCUCGGCGAUAGACCUCCGAUGCCCCUGCAGUCAUCGCUCAAUUCUCCCGGUGCUUCUAGCAGCAACGCUCACCUACAGCAGCAGCAGCAACAACAACAGCAGCAAUUGCUGCAGCAGCAUCAACUCCAACAGCAACAGCACCCAAUUUUAAGCCGUCCAGCGUCUGCCUAUUUUAAUAGCAAUAAUAGCAGUAACAGUAUCAACCCGAGUAAUUUGUUACUGACAACACCAAACUCUAUGUCUUACACGAUGCCUAAUCAGCCUAGUAGUAAUAGUAAUAGCGGUAAUCUUACGAACGUGUCGCAGCAUCAGCAACAGACUAAUAUGAACACGAUCAACAGUCGGCUUGCGUCAUCUAUGGGCGUAGGGCCGAAACAGCAGCCAAUGGGAGGACCGGCGGCGAGCAAUGUGAACGGCUUCAUGCGGGACGUUCAAGCACAACAGAGUCUGCGCAUGAAUCAGAUGAUGGCUCCGUCGAUGCCCAACAUUGCACACUCCGUGGCCGGUGCAGGAUAUCAUCAUCCAUCCGUCGGAGGAGGCAUCUCCGCUAGCCAGAGCAUGCAGAACGUGAAUAUGAUUCCUGGGGGACCCGGUAGUCCCGCUGGUGGUGCUGGCUUCAGCUAUCACGGCAGUGCUAACGGAAGUCCUAUGCUGUCGCCUCAAAUGUACUCACACGAGCAAGCGCAACAGCAACAACAGCAGCUUGCCGCACAGCAUCACUCUUUGCUUCGCGGCCAAGCAAAACUGGCCGAGAUGAACGAACUUAUCAAACGACGCCAACAGCAGCAGCAGCAGCCGGUCGCAUACAAUACGGCCACAGGGAACAAACCAUUGCCCCAGCAGCAGCAUCACCAACAACACAUGAUGCCUCCGUCAACGGCACCCAAACCUGUCCGGGGGCCAGAAGAUCAACCUCCACUUCCGCCCGCAGCAACGCACCCUUUGUUUAAGCCAGGUAGCGGAACUGCACAGAACACCGGCGCAACGUACAGCAGCUCUGAACCGCCGAAGGUCGGUUACUAUCCGACGAUGUCGCAAAAUAAAAGCGGAAACCCCCUUGGCAGUAAUAAUCCAUGGGAGCGCGAAGAGAAGGAAAAGGAAACGGAACUGCGCCGUGAGCAUGUACGAGCCUGGCGGGAUCAGCAGAUAAUGGAGCUGCAGUCGUUGCCACAGCGUACAUCGCAGCAGGAAGAACAGCUUCGCACGCUGGCGCUCGAGCGUGACUUUGAGCGGCGAGCAAUGGAGGAAGACCAGGACUACGACACGGAUAUGCCGUACGGAGGAAAGGACCAGGGCAAUGUGCAGGAGGUAGUGCGCUUGACUCAAGCCAACAAUGCUCCGCUAACUGCACCACUAACCAAGCUGAAGCAAGUGGAGAUCAAGCAGGGUACUGCUGAUACGAUUUCGCUGACAUCCAGCGAACAGUCAUCCACCGUAGCAUCCGUUUCGACAACCAUUGCCAACUUCCAGCAGCAGCACCAGCAAUCGGGACCGCCAUUGAUACAACCGAAGAGUAUCCUCAAACAUAACACCAACAACAGUACACCGUCUUCACCGUCAAAGGGUGGAGCCACGAAAACGGCAAGCUUUGCUCACGACAAUGGUGGCAACCAUCCGGCCGCUCGCUCACAGCUCAACCUGAGCGAAAUCACCGCCAACAAUACCAACGCCAACCAGAUGAUGUCGCAGAUGGUGCUCGACAUGAAUCAGCUCAACCUAACGUCCGGUCUACUGGGAGAGGAUCGGGAGAAUAGCGAGUACGGUGGCACAGGUCACGACCAGAUUCUACUGCACAACGGUGGCAGUGGAUACGCUGGCAUGACAGGCGAGGCAAACAGCGUAGGUAGCGGUGGUGUUCCGCCCCCUCCGCCACCAGAACGAAACAGCUCGUAUGUGAUCAUGUCACAGCAACAGCAGAAGCUGCGGCCCGGCUCUGGUCCCAACGGUGCUCCAAUGAAGCUUUCAUUCGGUGGUACCCACAGUCCGGCCUUAGACCAGCAGCAGCAAAAUGUGCUAAACAACAACACAAACACCCUUCCUGUAGGAGGACGGUAUGGUAACAACAGUUUGCUGAUGACUGCACCGCCGAACAGCAACACUAUCAGCAAUCAGCAGCAACAAGCAUCAUCGACCAUUGCUACUGCAGCCGGAAGCUCCUCCAGCAUGCUGUUGCAGCAUGCCAAUAGUAGCUACAAGGACAACAAACGCGUUUCUUUCCACGAUGAAGAUGCUGGCAACAACAACAACAAUAACCCAUCGACACCGCUCAUGAACUCCGGCGUUGCGGGCUACACACAAGCCGGACAUUUAAUCGGUGGUGCCAUCGGAAACGACUCAACAGCGGUUGGGGGCCCAGGAGAACUUGGUACCAUCCUGGAGCGGCCGGAUCCUGACCGCUUCAUUGACGAAACCAUGCCCGCUAUGCUACACACUCCCACCACACCGGACGGUGAAAACUGGAACAUGCAAAUACAAGCGACACCAGGCGUUAUUGGGGCCCAGGAAGUUUAUCGUGACCCUCGCACCAGGCGGUUGGCAGAGCAACAGCAGAAACAAAAGAGCGAGCCGGUGCCGGAAAAGUUGUCAUUCAAAGAGAAGAUGAAAAUGUUUGCACUAGAAUCAGGCGAAAACAAUACACCGAAGGAUAAGCUGAAAAUUUCCCGCGCCCAAAGGGACAUCGACGCCGUGCACUGAUCGACUGUGAAAGAGCUUCUCAGAAGCGUGACUCCGGCCACCCGGAGCGUAGAAAGUGUGUGUAAGUAGCUCCAUAGUGUAAAUGCUAGCGAUAGGCUGAAAAUUUAAACACAGUACAAUCCUGUCCCAAUUUGUACGUCGAAGAAGUUCGUACAGUGUGGUCAUAGUUAAACAGGAUAUGAACCCGUUUUGGUGCAUCCCCCUGAGGUUGACACUUAAGAUCGAACCAUUAAGCUGCUGUUGAGAGAUAUGUAAAAAUGCGGCGCCAGAAAAAAAGGAUCCGAUAGUGUAGAUAGUGCAAACAACUAAUAGUAUAUAUAGAAAUAGAGGAACAAGUUUUUAAAAUUAUUUUCGUUUCGAAACGCGCUGAAACGAAUCUUUGAGCAGUUUGUAAUGGAUUAUGGCUGAACAAUAAUGAUCCUACUGUGGAAGAUCGUUACGAUUGAUACGAACCCAAUGGACCAAGACGAUACUGGCAGUGGAAGAUACGACAACUUAGAGAGAUAUGUUUGUUUUUAUAUAUAUUUAGCAAUAUGUAUAUCGAAGGCAAGCGAGAGGGCGUAGUCAAUAGGCGGAAGAUUUAUAUUUAUAUCUGUGAAUCCAUUUUGCAGCUGUCAAAACAAACAACAAUUGUUAAGUCUCGGCAGAAAAUUUAUUCAAUACAACAAGAUUUGAAUGAACAGAUUCGGAGGAGAGGGUAGAUUUAAUGUGGUGGAAAAUUUUUAAAACAGCACUCCUCAGUGCGGAGUUUUUUUGUAGUAGUUUUUAUAGUUUUCUUCGUGAUCGGUACGAUGAAAUCUUGAGACACACAAUGAAAGGUCAAUUGAACUACUGAUAUAAGAGGAUUCUGCAAUAUUGUGAGCUCCCUUACAAUGCGCCGUGAAAGCAUCAAUCGCGUUGAUAUGGAACGGAAGAUUCUGAUAAAGUCCUCAAUUGUUAACAUAUUUAUGCCGACUUUUUGAACUACGAGUGUUCCACUAUAUUUCGUAAAGUAAAUCAGCAUAUCGGCACUCCAACAUCUGCAGUGUACGUGCAUGUCCUCUGCAACUUGCACACUUUAACGGGUCCACGACAUUUUUCGUCGCACGAAUUCGCCGGUUUCGUUUGCUGAGUUUGGCACUUGUAGUACUGAGAUACCGCUCCGAUACCUUGUACCGCGAAGCAACCGGAAGGAUAGUAGAUAGCAAGUCAGUGUUUUCUUCUUUUUGUAUUUUUGUCGAUACGAUUGUUGAGAGAGUAAACUAGACGUUGGCAGAGACGUAGUAGUAACGAACCAACCUAUGAUAAUAGAUGUAGGCAAAAUCACCCAAACGACAUCAAAGUGAUUUUAUUUGUUAUAUAAACAAGUAUUUUUAUAUCGUAAACGAGAGACUAUUGAAGAAUUUCCAACAAUUUUCGACAUAUUUAAGAUACAUUUACCUCUACACCACCAGCGGAUUACGACCGAUUUCUAGCACAUAUUUUUAAACUUAAUUAUAGAUAAAAGGCACCCAUGGCGUCAAAGUAACAGUACAUGUUUUGUGUGCGUCGUGUGUUCUGAUCCACACACCGGAACAGGAACGUGUAACCAAAUCCCUCAAUCGAAAGUGCGCUGUAUCGGAGAGUUUCCGCUUGGAUCGCGCCGGUUAUUGUGACGGUCCAAACUCGAUCACGUCACUAACAAAUGGUGGUAUCAGGAAGGGAAGCAUAACUUUUGAUUCCGGGCAUACACCACUUGUACUUGUACAGAAGCAUAUGCUAGUGCUCUCCGUUAAAUUAGUAUUAUUAGAACCGGUUUUUAACGAACGUCAUAAUUGAACUGUAGAAGACCUGUUAGGGUGCAUCCGUGCAAUCACGGAUAGGAAGCUGGGUUUCAGGGUAGCAGUGAAAAUGAACACGCACGGUAGGAAUGUUUGAGCAAAUGACAGAGAAAAUUUCAUAGUUUACUUAAAAACUACUAUUUUCCAACAUUUAAGAAAUUAUAAACGAAAAUAACAGCUAUGUAAAUGUUAGUA